AUGCCCCCAGCUCACAGCAAGCCACGCUCCGAGGAUGUACCGGCCGCACCCGAGGGCCGUCCCUCCAAUCCCGCUGCCGACGUUUUCCCUUUGGAGGGUGUUACCUUCGCUGUCGACGCUGAGUUCACCUUUUGCUCAUGGGUCUCCUCUGUCCCUCGCCUACUUCGAGAUGCAAGGACCCAGUUUGCUCACUUUCUUGUUUCAACUUUGGCUCUGUGCCGGGAUGACAGCCUGUCUCCCUCUACCGCUCUCUUUCCGCUGCCUCUCCUUCGCCCGAAGGUCUUCGAUCAGCGACCCUGCCGGGGAGCUUCAGCUCACUUGCGCUUGAGUGUCCAAAGGUGUGUUCACCUGGUUGCAAUGGCCCUCAACUACGUGCAUGCUGGGUGUAAGCCAGUUUCUUUGCUCUCCCUGCAGAGGCCCCUAUCCCCUUUUCAGGUCCAGGCCUAUGACCGGAUAGGUGUGCUCGUCAGAGCGUGUGAAGCUAGGAGUGUUCCUUCUUGUGCCGGCCGACGUGGCCUUCACACUGCUGCUAGGCUGUCUGAGGUCAUCCAGUUUCUGGGCCGUUCUGGCCUUGUGACAGGGUCUUACUCCGACCUUGCGUUUCCGCCUGAAGGUGAUGGUUUCGUGCCGCACGUCAAGAAGGGCCCGGAAGCACUGAACCCUUAUGGUGACAUUAAAGCCGAUGCUGUUGCCCUGCAUGGCAAGGGGGAGUGGAAUCUUGCUGCGCACCUCGGCCCUGAGUUGCUUUUGCCCUAUCUUGAGCCCGAAGUCAUGCAAUUUGAAGGCACGGGAGGGCCGUGUGCCAGUUUCGAGAAAGAGGAUCCAGAAAUCCUUGGCCUUUGCAAGCUCUGGGACGCCUCCGGCCUCCUUGGCAUCACCGCCGGCCCCCUGCCCGAGCGCAAGCUCACACGUAUCUUCGGGGCUUUCAAGGCGCCAGGCAAACAACGUCAGAUAGGUGACAGGCGGGGACAGAACUCCCUUGAAGGGCGUCUUCUUGGACCCUCCAGAUUUCUGCCAACCGGCCCCUUGCUAGCCCGCGUGCAUGUGCCCAAAGGUUGCUGCCUGGUCGGCUCCGUCACCGACAGACGGGACUUUUAUACCCAGGCACGCGUCAGCGAGGAGCGCGCCGUCACAAACGCCAUAGGCCCUGCGUUCAGGCUAGGCGCCUUCAAGGGGACCAAUGCCUACUCGGCCUUCCUCCUCAAAAGUGCGCAAGAUCGCAGGCAACCUCGGGGGAAGGGACACUUUCUCGGUGAGCCCCCGCCAGCCCUGCUGGUAAACGACAAAAGUUGGGUUCACCCAACUUUCAAGGCGCUGCUCCAAGGCGAUGCCGGAGGAGUAGAGUACGCCACCGCGGCGCACGAAGAUCUGCUUCAGCACUGUGGAUGCCUCCAGGCGCGGGGCCGCCUGGAGAACAAAAGACCUGUUGCUCCUGCGGGGCCAUGGGACGGGCUGAUAAUAGACGACUACUUCAGCCUCUCUGUUGAAGACCGGUGUUUCCAGCCCGGGUCGGAGUCAGCCUCCUCUCUUCUCAUCGCACAGGCCAAAAGCGGCUAUGCGGAUGAGGCUGUCUUAGGCUCUGAGGAUAAAGAUGUCAUCAGUCAGCGCGUUUUCAAGGUGGCAGGAGCCGAGGUCAUCUCUGACCCCCAUGCCACCCGUGAUGGGGUUGCUUUAGUUGGUUUCCCUGUUGAGAAGAGGCUCGCGCUUGCAGCAGCUUCCCUUCGGGCCGCGCAGUGUGCCGGUAUCUCAGAAGAACUCGCCUCUAUGCUCAGUGGUUCGUGGGUUGCCUGCCUCAUGUACCGUAGGGGUCUCAUGUCCGUGCUCGACGGCCUAUUUGGACUAGGCAGGACCUCUUCAGCUGGAUCCUCCGAAGGUAGCCAAAUAAAGCCCCUCCCCAGGAAGAUUGCCUCCGAGCUUCAGGUCCUCGCGUUGCUUGCGCCAGUUGCGUGUUCUAACCUCUCGGCCGGCGUCUGGCCCGACGUCUUUGCUUCCGAUGCUUCGAUUGCCAAAGGUGCAUUCUGUGCCACCCCGUGCGAUUCUGGGCUCGGACUUGACCUCUGGCUUGCCGCCGACUUCAAAGGACACGCCCCGGGCCUUUCAGACGAUCUUGAAGAAGAUAGACAAGCUCCCGACGUUCUCAGUCCCGAAUGUCCUGUCGCCUAUGUUGAGAAGCCGCUCGCUUGCUGCUACGACUUCUUGGAGAUCUGUGGAGGUACUGGUGAGGUUUCAAAGGCCCUGCGGCGGCGAGGUUUCCGACCGGGGCCUGUCAUCGACCUGUCAAGGUCUCCGCACUUCGACCUGUCAUCUAGGCAUGUUGUUGAAUGGGUCGCUUUCUUGAUCGCUGAGGGCAGGCUCAAGUCGGUUAUGCUGGAGCCCCCUUGCGCCUCUUUCUCCCCUGCAGAUUGGCCAGCCGUUCGCAGCUACAGUUGCCCGUUGGGUUUUGACCGUGCUGAGAAAAAGACACUUAGCGGCAAUGUCAUCGCGUUGAACUGCCUCCUCCUCUUCAGUAUCGCGGUUAGGCAUGCUGUUCCGGCUCUUCUCGAACAACCGCGUUCUUCAAGGAUGCGCUGGCUUCCUGUUUGGCGUUGGUUGCUUUCUUUCGCUGGGGUCCAGGAGAGCUGGCUAGCAAGCUGCGCGUACGGCUGCCGUCACCGCAAGGAAUUUGCCCUCCUAGCGUUCGGGGUUGACCUAGGUCUCAUUCACAGAAAGUGCCCAGGAAACCAUCAGCACACUAAGAUUCAGGGUCAGUACACGCGCUGCAGCGCCGUCUACCAUCCUAGAGUUGGCCUUGAGUCUGUUGCUGUCAACGAUGUCCUGAUUUCAGGCCAAUGGCGCACUGUUUCCUGCUGGGCCUGGGGCCUCCGGGCCCACAUAAAUGUGCUCGAGACAACCGCUGCUCUGCGUGUCUUUGAGAAAGUUGCCAGGCUUGGGGGAGAUUGCAAACUCAACUUGCUCCUGGACUCUUCUGUGGCCAGAGGAGCCAUCGCGAAAGGGCGGUCGAGCUCUAAGUUGCUUCGCCCGGUACUUCUCAAAAUAGGGGCCGUCACUAUCGCUGCCGGCAUCUUCCCUGGGCUGCACCACGCCCCCACUCGCCUCAACACAGCAGAUGACCCUACGAGGGACCGACCUGUGCGAGCCCCUGCGGAUUGCUCGGUCCUCGCGCUUUGUCCACGUGAAGAGGUUGCCCCUAGUCCUCCUGAUACCCACGUCAGUGACGCCUCGCAUGGGCCGGGAAAGUUUUUCGAUGCCUCGAAGGGCUAUCCUGGGGAGGGCCCUGUCGCGCCGAGAAAUUCCAAGGACCGGGACAGGAUGUCUCAAAAUGGCUUGCUGCAUAUGGGGCGAGAACUCUUUGAUGGGGGUCGGCCAUACUGGCACUACUCCGAAUCCAUAAAUGCUGUUUCGGCCGCCCGUCCGGCCAUACGGCGCCAGAUGCAGGGCGCCUGGGACGUAGCCUUUGGUUGGAUGUCGGUUGAGCCACACACCCACCAUGUUGCUAUGCCAGCUGUGAUCUUGAUCGCUGUCCUUGCAGUCUGCUUGCUUUGGGGCUGGAGGACGGAAGCGGGCAUCUUUGCUUUAAGCUGGGGUGCUCUGUUGAGGAUAGGGGAGGCUGCCGGUGCCGUCAGAAGCGACCUUGUCUUGCCGCGCGACGUUUUGUGGUCGCAGCGCUACAUCCUCUUAAAGAUAAAGGAGCCAAAGACCAGGUUUAGGGCAGCGAGACAUCAGGCUGCCAAGCUCGAGAUGACAGACCUCGUCAAGCUCGUUGACCUGGCUUUCUCAUCUCUUCCUCCUCAAGCUCACUUGUGGCCUUUUUCAACGCAGACCCUACGACGACGACUCGAUGCAAUUCUUGAAAGACUGCACAUCCCGACAGCCAGAACUGUUUCGAGGCCCUUAGACCUCGGUUCCUUUCGGCCGGGCGGGGCAACUUACGCCCUGCAGCUGACGGAAGACGCCGAGCUUGUGCGUAGACGUGGGAGAUGGAUUAGCCACAAGGUCAUGGAGAUAUACUUACAGGAGAUUGUCGCUGCGACUUUCUUCCCGAACCUGCCUCUACCCACCAGACAGUUGAUCAUGGCUACAGCCGCUUGCUUCCCCGCGCUGCUGCAGAAGGCCGAGGCAUGGACAAAGGGACGUGUGCCCACAUCGGUGUGGUACAACCUCAUGUCAGUUUGA
Molecule: messenger RNA, 4173 nt
Organism: Symbiodinium natans
Lineage: Eukaryota; Dinophyceae; Suessiales; Symbiodiniaceae
Source: the annotation of a GenBank genome assembly